Messenger RNA from Silurus meridionalis, 2534 nucleotides. Its product is annotated as transmembrane protease serine 5-like. The transcript is spliced from 9 exons. Gene Ontology annotation, biological process: proteolysis. The record is from RefSeq and is a predicted model, not a curated record. Gene Ontology annotation, molecular function: serine-type endopeptidase activity. The coding region runs from base 830 to 2323 and encodes 497 amino acids. Lineage: Eukaryota; Metazoa; Chordata; Actinopteri; Siluriformes; Siluridae.
UAACCUCGCUAUAACCUCUCUAUAACCUCUUUAUAACCUCUUUAUCUCUGUAAAGCUGCUUUGGGAAAAUAUUUACUGUUAAAUAACUACAAAAUAAAACUGCAUUCAAUUAAAGUGUAUUGACUGUUAAUGAAUAAAUAGAUUAAUUAUUGAUCUCAGUGCAGGUGUGAGAAUGUAUUUAUUGUCGAUGCUGCGUGUGAAUAAUUUACUGUUUCUCUCUGUAUGAAGUUUUAUUACUGUGUUCUGUGUCCCUGAGCAACAAAUACAUGAAUAAUUUAAUAUUGUCUCUGUGAGCAGUCGGUCAUCUCACAGCAUGUGGACUGCAUUUACACACACACACACACACACACACACACACACACAGACAUUUCACUCAACUGCCAUUUGCACUAAAACAGUUUUUUGUCAAGGUCAGUAUUAAGCAAAAAUAAAAUAUAUUAUUCAAAUGUAAAUUAGAAUUUGAAAUUUAUUUUAGAGGGAAAACAGGAAGGACUUUGUUAAUCACCAUAGCAACCGAUGUAAGAAAACAGGAAGCACAUACUAUAUAAUGCUCCGUGUGUGUGUGUGUGUGUGUGUGUGUGUGUGUGUGUGUGUGUGUUCUAACUAAUAGGAGCAAAAUUAACACGAAUGUAUUAAUCUAAUGAUUGCAAUAAAAAAUAAUCCUGUAUAAAAUAAACUGAUAUUAAAGGAGGCGUGGCAGCUGGAGGCAUGGCAGCUGGAGGUGUGGCUUCCCUGAAGUUCAUUACAAAUGAUAAAUUAAUGAUUACAUUUAUAGCUGUUUAAAUCUUUAACUUUAUUAUUUUAUUUCAUUGUUGGUGGUUAAACUUCAAUGCAUAUAAAUGAUUUAUUCCUGCAGGAUAAAGCUCCGCCCCCAAACCCAGCACCACCUUCAAAUGUGGCUGUAUCUUUAAUAAUAGCCCCAAGUUCACCAACACAUGUAGCUCCACAUACCCCUUUAACCCCCCCUCAGAUCAUAGCUCCGCCUCCACACAGAGCCCUGCCCCAAACCUCAACACAUCUACAGACUCAAACAGAAACACCUGCUUUAUCAAUAAACUCCACUUUCCAGAAUUCCUCUGGAAUUACACCACUGCCCUGCCCCCUUCCUCCAGAAAACCCCACUCCCAUCCUCACAUCUCCACCCUCCUCCACCCCUCAGAAUACUCUAAAAACACCACCUGCACUUCAGCAUCACUCAUCUUGUGAAUCCCUCCAACCUCAGCUUGUGACCUUUGACCUGAGACCAAACUUUAACCUCCACCCUGGCCAUGACUCUCCAGUGGGUGAUGUUGAUCUGUGUAAAGGAACUGAUGAUGAGAUGUCAGGUGUGUGUGAGUUCAGACUCUGGCCUUCAUGUGCGUCUCGCCUGGCGUUAAUUACAGCUCUGAUUCCAUUCUUCGUCAUCGUCAUCAUCAUCAUUGUCACAGUGAGGUUUGUGUCGUUCCCAUCGAAAAUGAGAGACAACAGCGCCUCCUGUAAUGUGAAGUGGAACUGCAGCCUAACACCAGGGCCUUCAUACACUCCUAAACUACCUGUCAAUCAAACUCGUAACACUUCCCUAGACUGCACUGGUCCAGUGGGGGUUUCGGGGCGGAUUGUGGGCGGGGCUGUGGCUCUGCAGUGGGCGUGGCAGGCCAGUCUACAGUGGAGGGGUCAACAUGUGUGUGGAGGGGCAAUAAUUACCCCAAACUGGGUCAUAACCGCCGCCCACUGCUUCAUCGAGUAUGACCUGAUGCUGGAAGUUGAUUGGCAGGUUGUGGUCGAUACACUUGUCGUGUCUGAUGUGUCACACGGUCAGCGCUACAACAUACUGCGCAUACACACACACCCUAAAUACUCCAAACAAACCAAUGACUAUGACCUCGGCUUGCUCCUCACACACACUGCCAUGAGGAUGGGGGACCGUGUGUACCCUGUGUGUUUGCCGAUUGUUCCUCAGUCAUUCCCGGUUGGCUCGUCGUGCUGGGUGACCGGAUGGGGCUUUACACAUGAAGGAGGUUCAGUGUCAGCCCAGCUCAGACAGGCGCAGGUUCAUAUCAUUGAUCAGACAGUGUGCUCUGGUUCCUUAGUCUAUGGUUCCUACAUCACUCCCAGAAUGCUUUGUGCUGGAAAAAUGGAGGGUGGAAUCGAUGCCUGCCAGGGGGACAGUGGCGGCCCCCUGGUGUGUGAGACUGUUGAUGGGGACUGGCGGUUGGCGGGCGUGGUCAGUUGGGGUGACGGAUGUGGACGAGUAAAUAAACCUGGCGUUUACUCACGAGUGACAUCACUACUGCAGUGGAUUAAACAAUACACACAGGUACACACAGGAUGGAGACGUGACUGAAUCAGGACUCACUGACUCCACAGCAGCUCCUGAUUUGUCUCUGUAAAAGUGUAAAUGUUUGAUUAUUGUGUUUCAGGGGUAUAAUCAGCUUUAUUGUGGUGUGUGAAGUGAAACAGCAGGAAUGUCGUGUCCUGAACACUGACACAGCCACAUUUAUUUUCUUUAUCCUUUAUAUUUUAUUGUAUUUAGAAUAAAAACCUUUCAUCUCUGA